Molecule: messenger RNA, 606 nt
Organism: Danaus plexippus (monarch butterfly)
Lineage: Eukaryota; Metazoa; Arthropoda; Insecta; Lepidoptera; Nymphalidae
Gene: Yippee
Product: protein yippee-like 5
Exons: 3
Coding region: 95-460 (121 amino acids)
Source: RefSeq, a predicted model, not a curated record
UCGUUAGAAAGCUCAGUCAGUCAACAAUCCAUCAAAACAAAAUAUACAAAGUUAUACAGCGUAUGAGCCAGAGAGACAAAGGAAAAUAAGAGAAAUGGGCAAAAUAUUCUUGGACCAUAUUGGUGGGACCCGAUUAUUUUCAUGUGCAGCAUGCGAUGUAGUAUUAACAAACCGUUCGGAACUUAUAAGUACUAGAUUUACUGGAGCUACAGGACGCGCAUAUCUCUUCCACAAAGUGGUCAAUCUUGUGUACUCGGAGGUCCAGGAUCGUGUUAUGUUGACGGGAAGGCAUAUGGUGAGGGAUGUAUCUUGUAAAAACUGCGCGACAAAACUUGGUUGGGUUUACGAAUUUGCUACAGAAGAGAAUCAAAGAUAUAAAGAAGGCAGAGUGAUUCUAGAGAGAGCUUUAGUGAAUGAAACUGAAGGCAUUGAAGAAAUUCCAGUGAAUAAUGACGACUAGCUGUUAAUAAUAUCAUUUAAAGAGAGUAAAUUAACAAAAUUUUUUUACACCUAGCAAUUAUUUCACAUCAUUAAAAUUUUAAUAGACUUGAAUUUAUUUUGUACUAAAUUAAUAAAUAUAAAUGAAUUUUCUUUCUCAGAAUAAUA